GGUCUGUCCAAGGCCUCAGGUUUACAGAGCCUUAAAUUAGACUUCUGAUCUUAUCUGCAAAUGAAGUUAUGCAUAGACUCAUUCUCCAUUUCAUGUGUUUGAAGUGUUAAUUUGUUAAAUGUAAACAUUAAAAAUAUACUACAGCUUUUCAAUCCUGCUUGGCAUCUUGCUUUUUAAAUACCAGGAAGCUCAGAAAUGGAAAGCGGCAGGCUUCCCUCAAGCCUGAGAGGCCCUGAUAUGUGUCCCAAAAGGAAGGUCCAGGGAUGGGGGUGGCUGGAGGGAGGCAGCACACACUAAGGAGUAAUACAGGGCAGUGGAGGUGUGCGGCCUAAGAGCCCAGUCCUUUCAGCUGAAACUCCUGAGGGGCCAGAUCCCAACUCCAGAAAGUGUUCUACCCUUCGGUGCCUGCGGUCCCCGGUUCUGCUCCUCGUGGCCGCAAAAGUGAGCCAGGCUGCGGAGGCCCAGACUCGCAGGGGAGAGUGAGAGGCCGCUCAACAGCCGCCUGCAGCUCCGGGGCCAGACGCUCGGGCUUCAGGUUCUCUCGCCACGGCCAGAACCCACGUCCAGCGCCAAGCUCCCGGUCUGCCCCCCACAAGCACCGCCCGCCUAACCCUGCCACCCCUGCACAGGCAGCACCAAGGCGCGGAGAGGCUUCGCCAAGGACCCCAGUGAGGCGGAAGGAGCGCGCUCCUCCCAAGGGAAAGACAGAUGUGGGGCUAAUGAAAGGGAGGCAGAGAGAGGCGCGGGCCGGCGGGGGAGAGCAGGGGCGUGGCGGGGAGAGGAAAGCUCCCGGGAGGGAGCGGACCAGACCACCGCGAGGGCUGCAGCGAAGCCCGCAGGAAGAAGGCGCCCGGGCGAGGGGCCAGGAGGGGACGUGCGGUUGGGCCCAGAGGGUCGCGAGCUGAAACUCUACACCGGUCUUUGGAAGAAUCAUCCUUCUUUCUCCUCCGCCCCUUCCCUUCCCCUCCCUUUCCCCCUCCCUCCUUUCUCUUAAUCCCCAGGACUGAGACCCGCGCGGGAGAGAGGGCCCGAGGGGAGGAGGAAGGAGCUGCACUGAGAGGGAGCCGGGAGCCCGGGAAAGGGAAGGAAGGGCAGCCGCGAGCGAGGGGGCGACUCUGGGGGCCAGGCGCGACCCGCGCGGCCUUCCCAGCCCUCUCAGUGCCCCCACCCCUAACCCGGACGAGUCCUCAGGACCCUGGCCCCUGCUCCUCCUUCGCCUUCUCCUUGCUCCUUUUGCUUUGUGGCCUUUCUCUUCGUUCCCAGAGACACCUGGGAACUGCCCCAAGUUCUGGGGCGCAGGGGCCCGGCCGGGGCUGCGUGAGGGGGGGCGGCGGGGCCGGCGCCGGCUGCCAGGGGGCCGAGGGUGUGAGCCGGAGCUCGUGGCCCUGCGCCCCGGAGCCGAGGGCUGGAAGGGGGCUGGGCCCCUCUGCCGCCUGGGCGCGGGCAGCGCGGUGGGAAGCCAGUCCCGCCUCUUCGUGUCGUGCCUGCGUGCGGGUUGCUGCAGGCCCCGCAGCCCCCAGCGAGGCGCCGUCGCGGCGUCCUCAGACCCCCGGGGCGUGCUGAGAGUGCCUUAGCUGCCGCCUCGCCGCCGCGGGUGCGAGUGUCCCAGCAGAAGCAGUCACUCGAGCAACCCAGCCCAACGGCCACGCUCUCCGAGGCCUUUCGUACCAGCCUGGCCUCCUUUCGCCAACUUGGGCAAGUUUGACGAGGGACAAACGUCUCAGUUCUCGCUCUUCGUCCCUCCCAGCGGGCCCCGCUGCAGCGCCCCGGGCCGCCGCGACCACAGCCCUGGGAGCACUGCUCUCCGGCGCGGUCGCAGGUGGAGAGGGUUGGCCCCUAAACUCGCUAGUCCAGCCCAACCGCCCCGGCGGCUUCUCCCAGCCCUCGGGGCUCUCCGGAACGGCCUGGAGAGACGUCGAGCGCAGCCACAACUCCCGCCUGCCUGCCCGUCCCGGCUCCGGGAGGGAGCUUUCGGCCUGUGCGGGUGCGGGGAGCCUCCGCGGCCUGGGGCAAAGCAGCUCCGGGGGUCUGGCCCACCCGGCGGCCCCCGGGAGGCCGCGGGGACAGCACAGAGCGCGCGCCCUUGGAUGAGCUCCCGCAGCGACGCCCCGGCCCGCCCCGCUCCUCCUCCUGCCUGGCCAAGCUGCCUCCCAUUUGGGAAGUUUUGUGGGUUUUCUUUCUCCUCCUCCAACCUUGGCGGAGGCCACGACUCAGGCGCCACAGCCGGGGGCGGCCUCCUCGCCUGGAGGCCGCGGACCAUGGUUCAGGGCAGCCACCGCUGAAGUCAGCAAAAGCGAGCCUAGCCUGAAGCAGGCUGCGCGGGAGGCCAAGGCCAUGGCCAUUGCCACGUCGGCCCAGCUGGCCCGGGCACUGUAUGACAACACCGCUGAGUCCCCCCAGGAGCUGUCCUUCCGCAGAGGGGAUGUUCUACGGGUACUGCAGCAGGAGGGCGCUGGCGGGCUGGACGGCUGGUGCCUCUGCUCCCUGCACGGUCAGCAGGGCAUUGUGCCCGCCAACAGAGUGAAGCUCCUUCCUGCUGGCCCAGCACCCAAGCCCAGCCUCUCCCCCGCGCCCCCAGCCCAGCCUGGCUCACCAUAUCCAGCCCCAGAUCACGGCAAUGAGGACCAGGAGGUAUAUGUGGUGCCACCCCCAGCUCGGCCCUGUCCUGCCUCAGGACCUCCAGCUGGACCCUGCCCUCCUUCCCCUGACCCCAUCUACAAGAUCCCCAGAAGCAGUGGGACCCAGCUGGCUGUCCCUGGAGAUGUCUCAGAGGUCUACGAUGUGCCCCCCACUGCCCUCCGGGUUCCGUCCAAUGGCCCCUACGACUGCCCCGCCUCCUUUUCACACCCUCUGGCCUCGGCUGCUCCACAGUCCCCUGAAGAGGAUGAGGCUCCCUACGAUGUGCCUCUGGCCCCGAAGCCACCUGCAGAGCUGGAGCCAGAUCUGGAGUGGGAAGGGGGCCGGGAACCAGGGCCCCCCCUCUAUGCUGCCCCCUCCAACCUGAAACGGGCAUCAGCCCUCCUCAACCUGUAUGAAGCGCCCGAGGAACUGCUGGCAGAUGGAGAGGGCGGGGGCACUGAUGAGGGUAUCUACGAUGUGCCCCUGCUGGGGCCAGAGGCUCCCCCUUCUCCAGAGCCCCCAGGAGCCUCAGUCUCCAAAGACCUGGACACCUUGGCCCGGCUUCUGGCCAGAAGCCCCCCAUCCCCACACAGGCCCCGGCUGCCCUCAACUGAGAGCUUGUCCCGCCGCCCUCUGCCUGCCCUGCCUGUCCCUGAGGCCCCCAGCCCUUCUCCAGCUCCCUCUCCUGCCCCAGGCCGUAAGGGCAGCAUCCAGGACCGGCCUCUGCCCCCACCGCCACCCCGCCUACCUGGCUAUGGGGGCCCGAAGGUCGAGGGUGAUGCAGAGAGCGGGGAAGUGGAAGAUGAUCCAGCAGGACUCCAUAAUGAGUAUGAGGGCAUUCCGGUGGCCGAGGAAUACGACUACGUCCACCUGAAGGGCAUGGAUAAAGCUCAGGGAUCGAGGCCCCUGGAUAAAGCCUUUGCAGGGGAUCCUGAACUGCUGGAGAAGGGGCUGCCGGCACAGCAGGAGGCCUUGUCCCCAGGGGAGCCUUUGGUUCUGUCCACCGGAGAUCUACAGCUUCUGCACUUCUACGCAGGGCAGUGCCAGAGCCACUACUCAGCGCUGCAGGCAGCCAUGGCGGCCCUGAUGUCCAGCACCCAGACUAACCAACCUCCACGCCUCUUCGUACCCCAUGGCAAGAGGGUGGUGGUGGCUGCUCACCGCCUGGUAUUUGUUGGGGACACACUGGGCCGGCUGGCAGCCUCUGCCCCUUUGCGAGCACAGGUUGGAGCUGCAGGUACAGCACUGGGCCAGACAUUGCGGGCCACUGUGCUGGCUGUCAAGGGGGCUGCCCUGGGCUAUCCAUCCGCCCCUGCGGCCCAAGAGAUGGUGCAGUGUGUGGUGGAACUGGCAGGUCAGGCCCUGAAGUUCACCACCCUGCUCACCAGCCUGGCCCCCUGAGGGGCCCGUGGCACAUUUCUGCCCCUCCCCUGCCUGCCAAAGCCCCCUCCAGUCCUUGGGUGGCUGGAGGGUUCUGUUUUAGGGACUAGGAGAGGUGGCGGUAUCUUUCCCUUUCCUACCCUUUCCUGUCAUCUCAGCCUUUCACAGAGGCAUCUCCUCCCCCUAACCCGCCGCUUUUUGUACGAGCCAUUUUGUAUAAAUUAUUUAUAUUUAAUAAUAAUCCCUGCUUUGUCAGGGGCAGGCACAAGGCCCUCUGGGGCAGGGAGGCACUUGACUCUUCUCCAGCCUAGGGUGGAGGUCACUGCACUGCCACCCACCUCUGGAAGCUUACCUGCCCAGAGAAUCAAGGGGGCAGAAACCUGGGGCUAAACGGAGCCUCUCUCUUUCCCCCUGGAACAUCAGCGCCCCACCGUUAGCUGAGAGCGAGGACAGGACAUGGACUGCACAGAACGUGACAAUUUGGGGGCAACCAGGCUGUUCCUCCUCCCUGAAGGCAGGAGAGGGCUGGGCUCAGGUGUGGGCGUGCACCUCAAUAAACCCUGCUGUCUGCUUCCCUGACUGCUUCUUGGAAGCCUGGGGGGCAGGCUGACCCCAUUGGCCCUACCUUUGGGACACACCCUGUGAACAGGAUGCUUUUAGGGGUUUGGAGGAGAUUUUGCUCCUUUCUUCAACACUGUUCACGGGACAGGUUCUAGCUCCCAUGACACACCAGGCACAGUUCUGAAAGUGGACUGUGAACGUACCUUCCUAGUGAGGGUGGGAGAGACAUACACAAGUCAGUUAAAAUAAGUAAAUAAAAAAAAAACCUGUCA
Messenger RNA from Microcebus murinus (gray mouse lemur), 4832 nucleotides. It is a transcript of the gene EFS, whose product is annotated as embryonal Fyn-associated substrate. The record is from RefSeq and is a predicted model, not a curated record. Gene Ontology annotation, molecular function: protein binding. Gene Ontology annotation, biological process: cell surface receptor protein tyrosine kinase signaling pathway; cell migration. Lineage: Eukaryota; Metazoa; Chordata; Mammalia; Primates; Cheirogaleidae. Gene Ontology annotation, cellular component: plasma membrane; focal adhesion; cytoplasm.